AGCAAUAGCAGCAGCAAUAGCAGCAGCAGCAGCAGCAGCAGCAGCAACAAUCAGCAGCAACAUCAGCGCCCUGAGUGCACCGACAAUAAUAUGAGGAGUGGCAGUUCGGAAUUACUACUCGAGCAGCAACAACAAGAGCUACGGUUACGUAAAAUCCGAGAACUGGCUCCAAAAAAGAAAAAUGGCAAUCGGCGCUUUCGUUCGUGGCGGGAACGUGCGCGUUUCUAUGGCACCUCAACACUCGCCUUCUUCUCGGUGACGGCCGGCGCCUCGCUGCUGUUUCUGGUGCCGCUCUAUGUGGAUCCAGCGAUAUCGACACUGAGCCACGACUUUAUCGAACAUCCAACACUGUGCACAACAACACGGCGCGAGGAUCUUGUUGGCAUAUUUAAUUGCUCGUGGAGUUCCUGCCGCGAGGGCUGCACCUCCGAUCUGUAUCGCUGUGUGCACAUCUAUGUGACAUUUAUCGAACAGAAUAUAACGAUACCAGAGAACAUGACCGACUAUACAAACUACACCGCUGAGUGGGAGCAGUCCAGCGAGGCCACACUGCUCGUCAACAUUAAGGGCUGCGGUUAUCCGCCCACAGUGACGUGCAAGAAUUUUAAUAUGUACUACGGCGUCGAAGGCGCCAUCUAUCCGUGUUUCUAUUCGCGUAAAAACAAGACCGUCGUCUUAACAUCCUACAAUCAUGACGAUCAGGAGGCCAUGAUCAUCCAUUUUUUUGUGGUGCCCUUUGUGAUAACGGUCAUCUCAUCAAUCGCACUCUGCAUCAUGCACUGCGAUUGCCGCUGCAAAAAGGAUCGCAGCCAUCGACGCAAUCGUCCCCAGUGCCGCAGGCCACGCAUUGAGAAUCUCAGUGAUACUUCGAUAUCGACGAGAGUGGACAUGCUCACGCCAGCGAUUGAAGUGUAUAAGGCGCCUCUCUGACACAAGGAUGACACUGUGGAGAGCAAUUUAGGGAAUCCAUCGACGAGUAGCGAUUUCUAGCAGAAGCUAAUCAUCACUGCGGAACUAACUACGGAUAAUCUAUUUGUUCUUCCAACAUAGUGUCAAUCAAGUCCAGCUAACUGAAUUCUAGAAGCCCAAAAACCAUGGCCAGAGCCAGGGCCAGGGCCAGCGCCAAGGCCGUCGAUAAACUACACUGAAAAGUUUUAGCAAAACAAACCAAAUAUAUAAACACUCAUACAUAUAUA
This is a messenger RNA of Drosophila arizonae, 1196 nucleotides long. It is a transcript of the gene Teh1, whose product is annotated as tipE homolog 1 phospholipid transfer protein. Lineage: Eukaryota; Metazoa; Arthropoda; Insecta; Diptera; Drosophilidae. Gene Ontology annotation, biological process: regulation of sodium ion transport. Gene Ontology annotation, cellular component: plasma membrane. Gene Ontology annotation, molecular function: sodium channel regulator activity. The record is from RefSeq and is a predicted model, not a curated record.